AUGAGGGCAUCAACGCCCACUACACACCAGCCAGAAUCGUUCCCAUCUCCAGUCCCAUCCAAGGACAGUGGAAGUGCUGCAGGAGAUGAAAGACGCAAGUCUUCUGAACCACACCAGCCAGAAUCGUCCCCAUCUCCAGUGCCAUCCGGGGACAGUGUAAGUGCUGCAGGAGAUGAAAGACGCAAGUCUUCUGAACCACACCAGGCAGAAUCGUCCCCGUCUCCAGUGCCAUCCGAGGACAGUGGAAGUGCUGCAGGAGAUGAAAGACGCAAGUCUUCUGAACCACACCAGCCAGAAUGGUCCCCAUCUCCAGUGCCAUCCGAGGACAGUGGAAGUGCUGCAGGAGAUGAAAGACGCAAGUCUUCUGAACCACACCAGCCAGAAUCGUCCCCAUAUCCAGUGCCAUCCGAGGACAGUGGAAGUGCUGCAGGAGAUGAAAGACGCAAGUCUUCUGAACCACACCAGGCAGAAUCGUCCCCGUCUCCAGUGCCAUCCGGGGACAGUGGAAGUGCUGCAGGAGAUGAAAGACGCAAGUCUUCUGAACCACACCAGGCAGAAUCGUCCCCGUCUCCAGUGCCAUCCGAGGACAGUGGAAGUGCUGCAGGAGAUGAAAGACGCAAGUCUUCUGAACCACACCAGCCAGAAUGGUCCCCAUAUCCAGUGCCAUCCGAGGACAGUGGAAGUGCUGCAGGAGAUCAAAGACGCGAGAUUCCAGACCAAGUUAUUUAUCACUGUUUGUGAUUUUUUUAAAAC
This is a messenger RNA of Sinocyclocheilus anshuiensis, 753 nucleotides long. RefSeq names its product flocculation protein FLO11-like. The transcript has 9 exons. The record is from RefSeq and is a predicted model, not a curated record. The coding region runs from base 1 to 741 and encodes 246 amino acids. Lineage: Eukaryota; Metazoa; Chordata; Actinopteri; Cypriniformes; Cyprinidae.